GAUACGUACACAGACGGCGCACACAGACACGGCUGAACCCACCUCAGUCGCAUACAACUCUUGCCAGUGUGGAGUGUGGUUACUCUUAAGGUGUCCACCUGUGCUACACCACCUGAGGUGCCCACCUGUGGUCCACCUGUGCUACGCUGCUCCACCACCUGUGCUACGCUGCACCACCCCCUAAGGUGUCCACCUGUGGGCCGCCUGUGCUACACUGCACCACCACCUAAGGUGUCUACCUGUGCUACGCUGCUCCACCAUCUGUGGUCCACCUGUGCUACGCUGCCCCACUACCUAAGGUGUCCACCUGAGGUCCACCUGUGCUACGCUGCCCCACUACCUAAGGUGUCCACCUGUGGUCCACCUGUGCUACGCUGCCCCACUACCUAAGGUGUCCACCUGUGCUACACUGCUCCACCACCUGUGGUCCACCUGUGCUACACUGCCCCACCACCUGACAGUGUACGCACUCGAAGCUCCCACCUCUCAUACGCCGUACAGUGUUCCGUGAAGUUGUAUAUAUAAGCCUAAGUGGCCAAGGCCAAAUAUUUUAAGUUUAUAGUUUAAUGUAUUUUUGGCCAAUGGAACGGGUGUGGUAUGUACAGGUUAUGCGGUGGUAGAGCCCACAGGCUCAAGUGAGCGUCCUGUUCCUUAUUGGAAAAGUGUAAUAAAACUGACAGAAAUGAUCAAAACCUGAGUGACAGGAGACAGGUUCCUUAGUACUGUCUGCAAGUGUUCCUAAGACAUGAGAGAGCGGAGUUAUAUUCUAUUAUCCGAGUUAUUAAAUUGGUCGAGGAGAACGGGAUAAACUAAGGAGUGUUUGUUAUGAGAAGCGACCAGACGGGAGUAGCAAGAUAAUGGUAGUGUUAAAGGCUGCGUGAGGUGUAGCGACAAGUGCUACACUUGCCUCAUACCCCUCACUGCCUCACUUGGCACUACUCACACCAAGACCGGAUAAUGCACUUCUCACCAUGGAAGUUGUGAGGUGUGCUCACGCCAGGUGAGGAGUACCAGUGGCCAAAGUGCCGCGUGGACGCUGGCCCUCGCCUUCAACAACAAUCACCGUGAACUCUAAAUAAAAUUCGAAGUUAAUUUUUUCCUCUGUGAGGUGGUGAGUUGCAAAGCCGUGAAGAGCUUCACGAGCGUGUGACUGCUUGUAGGACAUUGUGUGUCAAGUGUUCUAGCCUAGGCGUCGACAAGUGUGGGAAGUGAGUUACGACUCCUCGACACACACCCCGGCCAUCAGGGGCAAGAGGGCGUGACUGGUGAUGGCAGCGGUGGUGAAGGAGGAACCUGAGGCCCCUUUUAGCCUUUCUCUCUUAUUGGGUGAGCGAAAUCCCCGGUGUAAAAUUAUGACCGCUUCGGCACUAGUGGGAGGCGCCCCUCCUCCCGCACAUCACCACCACAACCUGCUCCCACAGACACACGCCGCCCUGCAGCAGCAAGACUGCAAUGUCCAGCACAAUACUCAGCACUCUGCACAGACACAUCAGCCACUGAUGAACGGAAGAGGAGGAGGACAUUUUGAGAGAGUUCCCCCUCACUCGCCCUCCAACCUUAUCCCCACCGAGGCAUCGAAGAGACAUCCUUCACCCAACAAGCCUCCAGCCAACGACCCACUGUCACAUCGCAUCAUUGAGAAGCGUCGGCGAGAUAGGAUGAACAAUUGCCUAGCUGACCUUAGUCGUCUCAUUCCCACCUACUACCUCAAGAAAGGCCGGGGACGUAUAGAGAAGACCGAAAUAAUUGAAAUGGCCAUAAAGUACAUGAAACAUUUACAAGCUCACGCAUGCAAUCAGAUAGAAAAUUGUGAGGUGACGGCAAAACAAGAACGGACAGGAAAUCAGCUUGAACAGUUCCAUCUUGGGUAUCAAGAAUGUAUGUCAGAAACAAUGCAGUUCCUGGUAGAGUCUGAAGGUUUCUUCACCGGGGACUCGCUCUGCGUGAGACUCAUGAAUCACCUCACUAAACACUGCGAGAAGAUCCUCACCAGUGAAGGGUAUGUUACAAGACAGAGUGGGGCCAGUUCGUCUACCUCUAGUGGGUACCAUGCAAACAGCUCAUCUACAGGAUCUUCCAGUGAUGGCAAUGGUAAUGGCCCGAGCCAUGCUUCCGAGAGUAAGGACACUCUUGCCUCAGAAGAAAUGGCUUAUCGGUCUGAAGAGCGUCCUGGUGCUGAUGAGCGAGAAGAGAAAUCUGCAGGGACAUCCUCAGAAACCAACUCGGGAAUGGGAAGUCAGCUUCGAGAGAUCUUGCAGCAACAUUCAGGACCUGGCAGCAGCAGUGACCGCAGAUGUGGAGGCUAUUCUUCUGGACUGAGCUCAAAUAAUUCCUCAAGUGGGGAUGAUAAUAAUAACAUUAGUCGACUGUACAAGUUCAAAUCCAAUAUGAAGCACAGAUUCAGUGCUGAUCUUGAACAAUCGCAUCAAGUGAGGAAGAAACGAAGGGACUCUGAAUCAUCUUGUGGAAAUUAUACGGACUGUGAAAAGGACCGAGGCACUCCCACAGGACCUGUUAGUCUUUUACGAUUAACCUCAUGCCAAGAUGGAUUUUCUCAUGACACAAGUAAAUUACUAGAUGAACGCAGCAGCCCAAUGCUAGAAAAAAAUCAAAGAUCUUCAACACUCACUCCAAAGUGUGAAAUUCAAGGAGACAGAGGUUCACCUCAUCAACAAAGUGUAGAUGUCUCUUCUGGGAAUUCUGUUCCAAUUUUUGCCCUAAAUCAAAGUGGGAGAUUUUAUGUACCUUUAACCAUUGACAGUGCGCUUAUUGCUCCUGUCAUGGAAGGAUUGUCAAAUAUAUCCCCAGUUUUACAUCCAAUAUCCAUCAGUGUUAACUUCUGUGGUUCUUGCCCAACAAUAACAUCAAAUAUAGUGAGCCCCAAUCAGAGUAGCUGUACAGGAACUUUGAUAUCAAACUCCUAUCAGUCAUUAGGAAACAGGCUUUGUCAUGCUACCCAUAACUCAACAAUGAAUAACUUUGAGAGCAGUAUUUAUAAUGGACGCCCUUACACUCGUGUUGUUAGCAAUCGAAAACGCUGUGCACCUUCAAAGCAAAUUUCUCGUUUUCAGGAACAGCAUACAGGUUUAUCCAAUACAAAUGAUAGUGUGGAGAAAAGAGAACCUGAAGACCUUGAAAUGUGUGUGUUGCAUGAGGUGAAAGAGCAUCACCAUUGCCACUCUGAUCAUGAGCAACGAGACAUAUCCUGUGACCCUCCUUCCUGGAUAAAGCAUAUGCCUGAGAAAAAAGAUACAAAAGAUCAAGAAAAAUGUCAAGAAGUUAAAGAUAUGAAAAAUGCACAUAACCUAAGAGAUAUUCAUGAAUUGUGGGAUAUUCGUGAUCCUGCACAGACAGUGCGGGAAUUUAUUGACACAAAUAGUAAUUACUCAAAUAAUAGUGCAUAUUCACGGACGCACCCUCACUGGACACCAGCAUACCAUAGUCAAUUAAAAAAUUAGUAGUUAAACAGAAGAGGAAAAUUUUAUACUGUGCUGUUGAGUGAAAUAUAAAUUGUAACAAUGUCCAGUCAGUGUUUGUGUAAUACAGUAAGUUCAUUAUUUUCAGGUGUUUUAAUGGCAUUUAAGAUUAAUAAAUGUAAGUUCUAGAAAUUUAUGUAUGAACAUUACUAAAGCUAUAUAGGAUUUAGUAGUGAGAGACAUUUUCUGAUGAGAAAUAUUGAAUCUUAGUAAUGUUGUUUUGACACAAAAACUAUAAGUAAAGAAUUUAUAAUAUAAUGUGGAAGCAACAUACUUAACAAUGCAUUGAAAAAUUAUGUAAGUAGUGCCAUUGUUGAUAUUGACCUAUGAAAUGGUGAUUUUGCUCAAUAAGAAUUAUUGUGAAUUACUACUUGUAUCCUUGAAAUCAUAACAAUCAUAUUUAGAGCGUACCUGAGUAGGGCUUACCUAGUUCUAUACAUUGUAUAG
Molecule: messenger RNA, 3923 nt
Organism: Procambarus clarkii (red swamp crayfish)
Lineage: Eukaryota; Metazoa; Arthropoda; Malacostraca; Decapoda; Cambaridae
Product: transcription factor cwo
Biological process (GO): anterior/posterior pattern specification; regulation of circadian rhythm; regulation of neurogenesis
Cellular component (GO): nucleus
Molecular function (GO): DNA-binding transcription factor activity, RNA polymerase II-specific; protein dimerization activity; RNA polymerase II cis-regulatory region sequence-specific DNA binding
Source: RefSeq, a predicted model, not a curated record